AUGAUCAAAGAUAAAGAGCUAGCUACAGAGCCAACAACAGCCACCAUGGAUCAUCACCACGACAGCCAUGAGGAGGAUGCUGGCGAACCCAAGUCUCCCAAGAGAGAUACGACUAAAUUAUUGUCCAAAGUGAAAAAGCCAUCGUCGAAACGAAGCCUCAAACACAGUUCUGGUGCUUCUGUUUCUAGUGGAAAGAGCAGUAAGAGUAGUAAGAGUGGUAAGAGCAGCAAGAGUAGCAAGAGCAGUAAGACAAAACUUCCAAGCGAUGUCAAGAUCGUUAAGGAAGCAAAGAAACUUGCCAAGAAGUUCGACGUUGAAGAGAAGAGCUUCAAGGCCAUUGUCUCGCUCCUCUACAAACGCCUUAACCUCACUCAGGACGAUAAACCACGACUCAUGAAGAAGAAGAAAUUGAUUGUUUCCGCAAUGGAAGAAGAAAGAGCCUCUCAUUCCAAGACCCCGAAAGCUCCACUCGAAGAAAAGGAGGUUGAAGAGGAGAAGGAGGUUGAAGAGGAGAAGGAAGAAGAAGAGAAGGAGGAAGAAGAGAAGGAGGAAGAAGUGAAGGAACCGGAUUACCUUGAUCCAAAUUUUGAACCAAAGUCGUUUGAAGAGCACAGGGAAAUGGUGCUCGCCAGGGCCAGAAAGGAAGCUGAGGAGGAACAAGAACAUCAUCAAAAGCUCAUUGAAGUGGAACGGCUCAAAGCUCAAGCCGAAAUGGAAUUGCAAAAGGCCGAGACUCUAGCAAAACUAAGAAAGCAAAGACUAGAAAGAGAACAGAAAGAUCAAAUGAGAGAAAAGAUCAGACAAAAUUCGGUCGAAGAAGAUAACGAACAUUUCUUUGCUGGUGUCAACAGUAUGAAUGACCAGCUGAUGGCACGAGCAGAAGAAUACAAGGAAUCCUUGGAGGACCAAGCGCGCAAGGGAAUGAUCAUCUUGCGACCGCGAGACGACAUCGAGCAAGAGCAAGAACGGGCAAAGUCAUCGAAUCCCCAAUAG
This is a messenger RNA of Cylindrotheca closterium, 993 nucleotides long. NCBI's taxonomy places the organism in Eukaryota, Bacillariophyta, Bacillariophyceae, Bacillariales, Bacillariaceae. The record is from the annotation of a GenBank genome assembly.